Molecule: messenger RNA, 786 nt
Organism: Thyridium curvatum
Lineage: Eukaryota; Fungi; Ascomycota; Sordariomycetes; Thyridiales; Thyridiaceae
Exons: 1
Coding region: 1-786 (261 amino acids)
Source: RefSeq, a predicted model, not a curated record
AUGGGUCAUUCCCCCUCCAAGCUCGACAACCCAGUGAUGCCCGAAGACUUCACCGAGAAAGACAUCCCUCAGGGGUUGACCAUCGCGUCAAAGAAGACAUCUUUAAAGGGUCCGACGCUCGAGCUUAGCGGAGCCGGAGCGGGCGUCAAGCCCACCUACUUCGUCAGACUGCCCAAGGGCUACUAUGGGAGCAUGGUACUACACGACGGGCCCAUCGCCGAAGACAUGGCUACUCUGGCCAACGUCCAGCCGCACGGCAGGUGGCGCCAAGACUUCCUCAUCACCCUGCCUGGCCUAGAUGGCGGCGAGCCGCACGCCGAGGUCUUGCGCUACAUUGGGUGUCUUGGCAAGAAGGAACGCUAUUGGUUCGCCAUGGAGGUGGGCCACGGUCUGCAGAAACGCAACGAGCGCUUCGAGUGGCGCCGCUCCCACGGAGAAGAAGUCAAGAGCCUCGGCGAACACAGUUGGGGCUGGAAGCUGGUGGCCCUAGGAAUCGAGGCCGCCGAGCAGGGCUCAUCAAAUGAAAAAAGCACGACGCAGAAGCAACAGAAGCAGGGCCGCGCGAACGCAGUGCCGGAGGAGGUGCAAAGCGAGAAAGUUGUCGCUGUAUUUGCAGAUGCCAAGAUCCGCAGGCUGAGCCUGACACACAUUGGCGAGUUUGAGUUCCGGAAUGCCGGGGCAUCAGGCGAGUUUGGCGUGCUCUGGAGCAUUAUGACUCUACUGAGCUGUUUGUGCAUCUGGCAGAAGGAGGUACAGACUGGAAUUACAGCAGCCUCUGUGUCGUGA